This is a messenger RNA of Synchytrium microbalum, 1536 nucleotides long. RefSeq lists its product as uncharacterized. The coding region runs from base 1 to 1536 and encodes 511 amino acids. The transcript is spliced from 8 exons. The record is from RefSeq and is a predicted model, not a curated record. NCBI's taxonomy places the organism in Eukaryota, Fungi, Chytridiomycota, Chytridiomycetes, Synchytriales, Synchytriaceae.
AUGUUGAAGCUCAACAUUCUGCUUACGCGUACGGCCAUAGGGAGCAGCAGACUCUGUUACAAGCCAUGCAUAAUACAUCCCUACAUACUCGCUCAUCGACAUUCCUCCACCAACCAACCAUUAAAUCCAUCCUCAAAUAACGUGCCGAACAAGAACGUGGACGCAGACAGCAAACCAACGAUAUUAUUGACCGAAAUCGUACAUGGAAGACGCAGAGUAUACAAGCAUCUGCCAAACACUACCAAUCUGAUCUGGGAUUGGAUACCUUCAUCGGGAUUGUCCUUCUUCGAACAAAUUCUGCCACGCAGAGUCGCUGCGUACUUUCGAACCCUGUUUCUGCCUGUGGGCUAUCCUGAAUCCGUGCAUCCCACCUAUGCCAAAGUUCACUUUUGGCAGUUUCUCGAGACCUAUGUUGGUAGCAUGGUCGGUGUACUAUGUAGUGAAGCCAUGUUGACUUCGCUAGGAGUUGGCGCACCUGCUGCAGCUGGUGGUGCUGUCGCCAUACAGUGGGUGCUGAAGGACGGAUUUGGUGAAAUUGGAAAGCUGUUCUUCAUUCAACGUUUUGCAAAAUCUUUUGAUUCACAUCCUAAAUCGUGGAAGAUAGUGGGCGAAGCCUCGUCGCUGUUUGGAUCAUUUGUGCAACUUAUGACGGUGGUUGCUCCAGCGUCGGCGUUCUUACCACUUGCAUCACUGGGAUAUGCUUGUCGGUCGAUUCACUUCUCGAUCUGGGCUGCAACGCAUAUGACUUUCACUCGAAAUUUUGCAUUGCAAGGAAACGUCGGAGAUCUUGUAGCAAAAGACGACAGUCAGAUGUCGGUUGCUCAUCUCUUCGGACUGGUGUCUGGUGUCGGGCUUAUAAGUCUCUCACACUCCCCGACAGCCUUAUUUACCAUGUUUGCUAUUCUGGGGCCUCUCCAUUAUUUUUCAACAUUGAGACUUGUACGAGAAGCCCAAUUCGAGGUACUGAACGGCUCGAAACUCGUCUUAAUUUCAGAUGCCUUCCUGCAUACGAAUCGAGUACCGUCUAUGAAGGAGCUAAAGCCCAGAGAAAGCUAUUUUGGAGAGUCGAUAAGGUUGGGUGAGAAAGUGCCGACUGUUGUCUUGGGAGAUGUGGUUCGUAAAGCCUUUGAUAGUUCUGCACAAGUGCAAAUUGCGUUGGACGUGUUGAGGAAUGAGAACUACCUCAUAUCAAGAAAAUCAGACGGCAAAAUCUGUGUAGUCUUACACACAGACGCGGCUGCCAUGGACGUGAUAAAAGCAGUCCUCCACUCUCUCCGAUACCACCACGAUCUCUCCGUAAACGCAUCCCAAGAACCUCAACAAAUGACCUUCAACCCAUCACAUGAUAAAAUAGCAUUGCGGUCAUCUCACGAAUGGACAGAAGCCAACUUUCCGAGAUUCGUAUCUGAAUUAGACGAUAAGGACUGGCAGUCUGAUGCAGUGUUUUGGGGUGAUUCUGGGUAUAGAGUCAAUUGGACUAGACCAGCCAAGGAAUCUGAAGAGCAAGUCGUGCCGCCUGCAUCGACCGUUGAGUGA